GCCCAUUGUACUCCAUCUGUACUCAUUGUGACUUGCUGUUGUCAUUGAUUGUUUGAUCACUGGGUACAAGUUCAAUUUUUUUUUUUUUUAACCUUUUUAACUUCCACUCUCAGCGCACGCAGACAGUAGCUUGCCCAGCUUCGCGUCACAAACCCAUCAAAAUGGGCAAAGAAGUCUUGGACGCUGAGGCGCCCUCGGAUACUUCCAUCGAGAAUGGCAGCGAUGUCCCAAAGCUCACCAGCACAACGGAACGUAGAUUGAUGGCUAAGAUUGACCUUCGGCUUCUUCCCGUCCUUUGCGUGCUCUACCUUCUUGCCUUCUUGGAUCGUGUCAACAUCAGCAAUGCUGUCAUCUUUGGCCUACGCGAGGAUCUUAAUAUCGUUUCUGGCACACAGUACAACACCGCCUUGACAAUCUUCUUCGUACCAUAUAUUCUUUUUGAGAUCCCAUCAAACAUCCUCCUCAAGAAACUUCGGCCACAUGUGUGGUUGUCUGUUUGCAUGUUCCUCUUUGGCCUCGUCACGCUCUGCCAGGGCCUUGUCAAAAAUUAUGCUGGCCUGUUAGUGACGCGCUUCUUCUUGGGUCUCUUCGAGACUGGCAUGUUUCCAGGAUGUUUCUACCUUAUGGGAAUGUGGUACAAGCGAAGUGAAGCCCAGAAGCGCUUCUCUUUCUUCUUUAGCUCCACAACUUUGGCCGGUGCUUUCGGAGGUCUCCUGGCUAGUGCCAUUGGCAAAAUGGAUGGGCUGUCCGGCUACCGUGGAUGGCGAUGGAUUUUCAUCCUUGAAGGUCUUCUCACCUGCGUCGUCGCCGUCGCGUGGUUCUUCUUGAUUCCAGACUUCCCCGAAGAUGUUAAAUGGAUGAACGAGGAGGAGCGAUCUUUCAUCCGUGCUAAGCUGAGCAAGGAUGUCGGAAGUGCUGGCCAUCACAUCUCUCUGACCUGGAAGGAUGUGCUCGACGUGUUGAAAGAUUACAAGGUCUUCGUCGGUGGAUUGAUGUACUUUGGCAUGAUCGUUCCCGCCUACAGCUAUGCCUACUUUGCUCCCACGAUCAUCAAGACAUAUGGAUACAGCCCAAUCAAAACCCAGCUUUACUCCAUUCCUCCAUGGGCUGCGGCAUUUGGCUUCGCUAUGACUCUUGCCUAUAUCUCCGACCGCGUCAGACAUCGCUUCCUCUGCGCUGUCAUUCCCAUCUGCAUGGCAAUCGCAGGUUUUGCGAUGGUCCGAACGAUUCACGGUGAAACAACUCGUCACACUCAAUACGGUGCUCUAUUCCUCAUUACCAUGGGCGCCUACAGCGCCAUGCCAAUCAUCGUAUGCUGGUUCGCGAUGAACCUAAGUGGGCACAAGCGUCGCAGCAUCGGAACAGGUUGGCAAAUCGGGUUCGGCAACAUUGGCGGCAUCAUCGCAACAUAUUCCUUCCUUGAAAAGGAUAAACCAAACUACAUCCCCGGCCACUCGAUCUGUCUUGGAUUCCUUGCCCUCGCCGCAGCCAUGUGCUGCGUCUACUUCGUCCUCCUUGUCUAUCGUAACAAGAGCCGUGACAAGGCUGCCGCUGCCGGUGCAGAAGUGGUUGAUGACAGCGACCUCACCCCCGAGCAGUUGAGAGAGAAAGAAUUGCUGGGAGACUUGAACCCAAGCUACAGAUACCAGUUAUAAAACAAAUGUAAGAAAAAAAAAUGUAUUUUCUGGGUGGACAAUCAUU
Messenger RNA from Coccidioides immitis RS, 1701 nucleotides. RefSeq names its product MFS transporter. The record is from RefSeq and is a predicted model, not a curated record. Gene Ontology annotation, molecular function: transmembrane transporter activity. The transcript is spliced from 9 exons. Lineage: Eukaryota; Fungi; Ascomycota; Eurotiomycetes; Onygenales; Onygenaceae. Gene Ontology annotation, cellular component: plasma membrane. Gene Ontology annotation, biological process: transmembrane transport. The coding region runs from base 162 to 1655 and encodes 497 amino acids.